Monopterus albus (swamp eel) is the source of this 7131-nucleotide messenger RNA. It is a transcript of the gene atad2b, whose product is annotated as ATPase family AAA domain containing 2B. Gene Ontology annotation, cellular component: nucleus. The record is from RefSeq and is a predicted model, not a curated record. Gene Ontology annotation, molecular function: chromatin binding; ATP hydrolysis activity; histone binding. The transcript has 28 exons. Gene Ontology annotation, biological process: transcription initiation-coupled chromatin remodeling; nucleosome disassembly; nucleosome assembly. Bases 177 to 4595 code for a protein of 1472 amino acids. Lineage: Eukaryota; Metazoa; Chordata; Actinopteri; Synbranchiformes; Synbranchidae.
AUAUGAAAUGAAUGCACCUGCCAAACAGACUCAUAGCCACACGAGAGAGAGAGAGGGGGGCGAGCGAGCGAGAUAGAGAGAGAGAGAGCGAGAUGGCACCUCGAUGCUGCUCUCACUGAGGCAGUGUUUGGAGCCGGUUAGAGAGAUUCAGUAAGGGCAGACAAAAGGAAAAAAACAUGGUGAACACAAGGAAAAGCUCACGGCUUGGGAACGGUCCCUACAUCUCCAGGAGGACUAGGUCGUCGCGGAGAAACGAGAGAAACUCUGAGGAACAUAAGGAGCCCAGCAGUGAUGUGAGCAGUCCCAGCAGCCCGCGGUUGACUCCCCCUUCCAAGCGAACGCGGCGGCAAACCGCCUCUGACCCCAGCUUCAGUGAUACUUCCCCAUCCCCUCAAACUAAGAGCCAGAGGGUCAGCUGGGGCAUUCCUACCUACCGCACCAGGCUAUCCUCUCGCAAAAUGCAAAAUGGGCACAGUAAUUCAAAUCUUGGAGGGGGAGAUCACUCUCACAUGAAUGGCCAUGUGGAGCUGAAGAGGAGCUGCCGAGUUAGGAAGAGCCAGUUUCAACACCUCAAUCAGAGCCUGCUGUUUGACCAGCUGGUCAACAGCACUGCUGAGGCUGUCCUUCAGGAGAUGGACAACAUCAGCAGCAUCCGGCAGAACCGUGAGGUGGAGCGACUUCGCAUGUGGACUGGAGACACUGAGGAGGAAAACAUGGACAUGUAUUCUCGGGUGAAACGCAGGAAAUCAAUGCGCAGGAGCACUUACACCAUGCCUACACACCAUAAAGUCAUGAGCAAAACGGAGCAGGAGGAGGAAGAGGAGGAGGAAGGGACGGAAGAGUCUCAUGGUGAGGAAGAAGAGGAAGAUGCAGAGGAUGAUGAUGAUGAAGAUGAAGAUGAUGGAGGGGAUGAAGCGGAAGAGGCAGAAGAGGAAAAUGACAGACCAUACAACCUGAGGCAGCGAAAGACAGUUCAGAGAUAUGAGGCACCACCCAUUGAGCCCGUGAACAGAAAACAGAGCAACCCCUCACUUUUUGACACUCACAGAUCCCCGGCAAGAAGAAGCCAUAUCAGAGUGAAGAAGCAUGCCAUUCACAGCAGUGACACCACCUCAUCUUCUGAUGAAGAGCGCUUUGAGCGAAGGAAAAGCAAGAGCAUGACCCGGGCUAGGAACAGAUGUUUACCCAUGAACUUAACUGCAGAAGACCUGGCUAGUGGGGUGCUGCGUGAUCGGGUGAAAGUGGGUGCUAGCUUGGCUGAUGUGGAUCCCAUGAACCUCGAUAGUUCUGUGAAAUUUGACAGUGUGGGUGGUCUCAGUAAUCACAUUCAGUCACUAAAAGAGAUGGUAGUGUUCCCUCUGCUUUAUCCUGAGAUUUUUGAGAAGUUCAAGAUUCAGCCUCCCAGAGGAUGUUUGUUCUAUGGCCCUCCAGGGACAGGAAAGACCCUGGUUGCACGGGCGCUUGCCAAUGAGUGUAGCCAGGGAGACAGGAAGGUUUCCUUCUUCAUGAGGAAAGGGGCCGACUGCCUCAGUAAAUGGGUUGGUGAAUCAGAACGCCAGCUGCGCCUGCUCUUUGACCAGGCGUACCUGAUGAGGCCAUCCAUUAUUUUCUUUGAUGAGAUAGAUGGUUUGGCUCCUGUUCGCUCCAGCAGGCAAGACCAGAUACACAGUUCUAUUGUGUCCACUCUGCUGGCCUUGAUGGACGGAUUGGACAGUCGUGGGGAGAUAGUGGUCAUUGGUGCUACAAACAGACUCGACUCUAUCGACCCAGCACUCAGGAGGCCUGGACGCUUUGACCGGGAGUUUCUGUUCAACCUGCCCGACAAGAAGGCCAGAAAACACAUCUUGGAGAUUCACACACGGGACUGGAAUCCCAAAUUGGCUGAGCCAUUUAUAGAUGAACUUGCAGAAAAAUGUGUCGGCUACUGUGGUGCUGACAUCAAAGCACUUUGCACAGAGGCAGCCUUGGUGGCGUUGCGCCGCCGCUACCCCCAGAUCUAUGGCAGCAGCGUCAAACUGAAGCUUGAUGUCACCUCCAUCGUCCUGGGGCCUGGCGACUUCAGCAAGGCCAUGAGGACAAUCGUCCCAGCCUCACAGAGGGCCUUGGCUCCUCCUGGCCGAGCCCUGUCCCCCACCCUCAGGCCAUUGCUGGCCAGCUCUUUCUCCUCGGUGCUGAAAGCUCUGCUUCGUGUCUUCCCCCAUGCUCAGUGUAAUGACAGGGACAACACAAACGAACCUGUGGUGAAACGCCACCCCUUGAGUAUGCAGAGUCUGGAUAACCAGUCAGCCUGCUGGUGCUUCAGCGGUGACAAUCAUCUGCUUGAAGAGGACUUGUACAGCGAUGAUGACAAUGAGGAAGGCUCUGCUUCCAUAUAUGAAGUCCAGCCUGCUGCAUCCCCAGAGAGACAAACUUCCUCUUCUGCAAUGCACAGACCUUUCCUCCAUUUCUCCUCCUCUGCACUUCAACAGCCCACAGCUUACCGGCCCCGUCUGCUUCUGGCUGGGCCCUUGGGCUCAGGACAGAGCUCCCAUUUGGCCCCUGCCUUGCUGCACCACCUGGACAAGCUGCCAGUGCAUCGCCUGGACUUGCCCACUCUCUACUCCGUCAGUACUAAGACACCAGAGGAGUCCUGUGCUCAGGUUUUCCGUGAGGCCCGUCGGAGUGUGCCCAGCGUAGUGUUCAUGCCACAUAUCUCAGAGUGGUGGGAGACAGUGGGAGACACUGUGAAGAGCACUUUUCUCACCUUGCUGCAGGAUGUGCCCUCUUUCAGCCCUGUCCUUAUCCUUGCCACUGCUGAGACCCACUACUUGCAACUGUCAGAAGAGGUCAGAAGUAUAUUCCAGAGGACCUACGGGGAGGUAGUAACGCUGUGCCCUCCAGGAGAAGAAGACCGGAGGAGCUUCUUCUCUGACCUGCUGCUGGUCCAAGCGACCAGGCCUCCACCACGCUACAAGAAUACAGAGCGGUGUGAAGAAGUACUGCCAGUGGCAGAGGCUCCAGGCUCUAGAGUCCUUUCAGCAGAGGAACAGCGCCGCCUGGUUGAACAGGAAGAGAACACACUGCGUGAGCUUAGGCUCUUUCUCAGGGAUGUGACCAAGCGCCUGGCCACUGACAAACGUUUUAACAUCUUCAGCAAGCCAGUUGACAUUGAGGAGGUGUCGGAUUAUCUAGAGGUGAUUCGUCAGCCCAUGGACCUGUCAACUGUCAUGACCAAGAUUGACACCCACAAGUACCUGACUGUGAAGGACUUCCUGGUGGAUAUUGACCUCAUCUGCAGUAAUGCUUUAGAAUACAAUCCUGACAAGGACCCUGGAGACAAGGUGAUCAGGCACAGAGCAUGCAGUUUAAAGGACACAGCUCAUGCUAUAUUCGCUUCUGAGCUGGACCCCGAGUUUGACCGAAUGUGUGAAGAGAUCAAGGAGGCACGCAGGAAAAGGGACCUCCAGACGCCAGCUCAGCCCAUGACGGCUCCGGGUUCUGUGGCCACCAGAAAGCACCACACUCCAGGAGAGGAGCAAGCCAGGAGCAGCACUCAGGGCGAGGCCACUGACAAGCAGUGCAGUACUAAUCAUUUAAAGCGAAAGAUUCGCCGGCGGCCAUCUUGGGGGCGGGGCAUCAUCCGUAAGAGGAAGAUCUACAAGAAGGGAACAGAAGAGGAGGAUGAAGAGCCUGAGGCAGAAGUAGAAGCUGCAGGGCCCAGUGACUCAUGUUUGACACAGGAUGAAGAUUCAUCUUGUGAUACCAUGGGUCCCCAGCCCAAUGGCCACCAUCCCCAUGCCUCCUCCACAGAGGAGGAGAGCUCCAAUGAGCCCCCUGUUGCCGCUCUUGCUGAACCUCCACAUGCCAGUGAAGCUACAGAGGAGCCAACACUUAAGAAAGAGGCACCCACAUCCAAAGAGACAGAGUCUGUAAACACAGAGAAACACACUGAACAACAUCGCUUUCGUGGCAGUUUUGAUCCCAAGGCAGACAAGGACAGCCAGGCCAAGCAGGCUGACUUCCAGCCUUUGAUUGAAAUGUGUGAGUUUUCAAAUGCUGAGGUUCAACCCAAGCACACAGAAGGUUGCCUAGUAUCCAAAGUGGACUGUGUGAAUGGAAGCGAGUCAAUGGACAGCUUGGACUCGCAGAGCCUCAAGAGGAGCAGUGAGGCAGAGAAAAGGACUCCUCAGAGCAUGAUUGAAGGCUCCAGCAAACCAGAGCAGGACGAGCACAAAGACGAACUUGAGAGCCAUCCAACUCAGGAGCACCCUUCCCAGGAUGAGGCGGGAGGACUAGAGAGUGCAGAGGAGGACGAAGAUAAAGAAGGAGAAUCUAAUGUGAGGAACCCAUCAGAGCAGUUUAUGGGAUCUGCAGAAAGAUCCGAGGAUGAGCCACAGCCACCUCCUCUGCACCCUCCAGUAGUGGUUGACCACCAGCGACUUUUGGCUCUACUGGAUAUGGCAGUGAAGAAGAGUGAGGGCUACAGCGUGGAGCAGCUGGAGAGACUGUACUCCCUCCUCAGCCAGUGUAUCUACCAGCACCGCAGAGAGUACGACAAGACGCAGCUACUGGAGGAGAUGGAAGAGAGAAUCCAGCAUUUUGAUACAUUCCAGUGAGAUGGAGAAAAUUUACCAAUCAGGUAGAUUCUGAACUGCCUGGGACCACGAAGAGACACACAAACUGAACAAGAGUGAGAGUGUGAAGGAGUUUCUGAGUCCAGCCCUCAACACAAAAACACACAUACAGAAAACCCACUGCUCCUCUUGUACUGGGAGGGUGCACGACGAGAACAAGGUUGAGGACGGAGACAUUCAAUGGUGCUAUCGUCUCAGGAACCUGGCCAGAUCCAGACCCAUUCUACACAACCAAACCCCUGGAGGUGUGUCAGUCACACGCACGCGCGCUCACACACACACACACACACACACACACACACACACACACACCAAUGGUGACGGGCAACCCUGGUGCUACUCGGGUGCUAUCCUAACUUCUAUCCAUGCUGCUCUUGGGAUUACUUUUUAACUUGGAUGAUUAGCAAAAGCAACAGAUCGUUUGAUGUCAUGUCGCAACCUGGCUGCCUCUCUCCGGAGCAGGCCAUGCAUAACCCCCCCGCCACCGCCAUUUGGUUGUGCAUGUAUUCUUUAAAACACACACCACAAAUCCACGCACACACAUCUUUACCAGCAGAAGUAUGAUUGCAGAAUGCCGCUAGGAGAUGAGGACAGAUAAUGUUCUGAAUCACUGAACUACACUGCUGAGCCCAUCUUACUCUCAAGUGGAACGCUUCAUCAUAGCCCACUUACUACCACGCUACUUUGCGGCUCAUUUUUUUUGCCACUUUGUACUUGAUUAUGUGAGCCACAAAGAAGUUUCAGCGUGAACACAAACCCGGUGACUAGAAUCGAUGAUGCUCUCUUUAUUACAGCAGCCAUCAGGUGUGGGGAAGAUGUGGGGCCCCCUCUGUGUUUGUCUCUGAGUUAAUGGUAGCUUGUAGGUUAACUAUAAAACCAGCUCAAUUCAGACGUUCGCUCACAGACCACCUCUGGCCUUCAGUCUGAUUGUGGUAGCGUAACACCCCACCACCCAAGCCACAUUAUGAAUGUUUUCCCUCCCGUUCAAAUUGUGCCCACCAGUAGGUUUUACUUUAUUUAUUUUUUUCAUUGACAUCCCAGCUGAGGAAGUGGAAGCAGUACAAAUUGGAAUGCGUCUGUAGUUUGCACUGCCUAGCGUGUGCCUUAUUUAAAGCCUCAUUUGAAACUUAGCAGGAUGGUUUAUUUCCUUGUGACAAUGAACCAUAUCCAAGCGGAGGUGAAUCUUAACCAACUGAGGUCACGGUGACCUUGAAGCAAAAAUUCUAUGUCUGUCAACAUCGUUGAGGCGAUUAACAUAUCUAGGUUACACAUCUCUAGUUGGUUUUCAUUCCAACCUGGGCCAAAAAAAAGAACUGAAGGCAUUUGAAAACCUGAGGAAUACAAUAUAUUCACUUCUUUGUCGGUGUCAGGCUCGAUAUGUCUGAAGCACUGGAAAUAUUAUAUUUAAAUGUAUUCAUGCCCUAGUUUAACCCACACCAGUCGGGGGAGGCCGGUCUCCACCUGAGCAGGCAGCGGGUGUAAGGAGAGGUUGACAACACCAGCUUUUCUUCAGUUUUUCAUAUGCAAAAAAUAAUGAUGUGAGUCGAAUCAUCUGUUGUGCCAAGUGUUAUCCCACUCCUUCAAAAGGUGCUGACAAAACAGUGCCUGUUCACAGGAAUCCUGUUUCAACUAUGAAAACGUUAGAUGGUCAAAGCAACCUAUGUCUUAAGUUGUGUAUUUGCUAAUUAUUUUUUACUUUUUUAUAAAUGUGCUUUGCUUGACAUUGCAUUUGCUUGAUUUUGCAUGGGUUGUGAAUCCAUAAUGAACAAGGCCAUUCUAGGCAGUGCCCGUCACUAAGGUGUAUAAAGCAUUACCUGAUUUUAUUUUUGGUCUCCUUUUUGAUUGUGUGUACUGACUUUAUUGAUUCAUUUGAUUCUAUGUUCUCAACAUUAGACGAGAUGCUAGAUUCUCAUCUGUGGCCGAUGUAGUAUACGUUUUGUGACGGCAGUAAAUUGAGGUAUUUACUAAAGUUGGUCACAUUUUCAUGGCAUGUUCAUGCUUUUGAAGGUGUCAUAUUUUGACCAGGUGUAGACUGGAGAAGGCCCCUUCUUUCUCUCAAGGCACCCUUGUCUAAUCCUCAAACCUCCCAGCUCACCUCUGCCUUUUCUAGGAGACAAAAGCAAAGCCCAUAUGCAAACUGGCAAUGACAGGUUAGCACUUGGACUACUGCAGAGAGAAAAACCAACGCUACCUCAGCCUAAUUUAUUUUAAUGCGAAAACUGUUUACUGGGUACAAAAACAGUGUUUUUCUCCCCGCAAAGUACUGUUGCAACAUCUACAGUACCGUCAAAGGUACCAGAUCAGUGCGACCACCGCUGCUUUGGUAAUCCAAGAGUCAUUUAUAUCUCUGAUUAUUCUGUACGUUUGCAUUUGAGCCAGAUGAUGAUUGCAUACAUUUUAAGGAUUUGUCGUGGACUUAAUAUGCUUUAGUUUCAGGUUCUCUGCCUUUUUACACUGAGGAGCCAUCAUCGAUCUGCUCCUCCAUUUUUGCAGCUCGUACGUUCAUAGAAGCUAAAGC